AUGAAGAAAGUCAUCGACGAGCAUUUCACCGACAACGACCUUAACAAAGAGGAAGAAGCAGGUCGAAAGCCUCACAAUACCAUCAUAGAACUCUUCAAGCUAUCAGGGGUUUCAGUUGCAUCUGAUGCUCUUCCAUUCCUUGGGUGGCUGGAUAUGGAUGGGCAAAUAGAACAGAUGCAGAAGAUAGCAAAGGAGGUGGACUUGAUUGCUGAAAAAUGCCUUGAAGAGCAUCGACAGAAAAGGAGACUGCAAACACCAACAACUGCAGCAACAGUACCAAGGAUCUAUCACGAUGGAAAUGACUUCAUGGAUGUGUUGCUAUUAGUUCUUGACGAAGAAAAGGGCGAUCUCUUCAUCAGUUAUAAUCGAGACACCGUGGAAAAGCCGCGUGUCUGGUACGUCAACUCCAUUCUUAUAUCUCACACUCUUGUUACACUUGCAUCUUUGAUCAAAUGGACUCUUCUCUCUGCUGGCUCAGACACCACAUCAAUGUUGUUAACAUGGGCUCUCUCAGUACUACUCACCCCCAGUAUCUUAAGGAACACCCAGGAUGAACUAGAUACCCUAGUCAGGGAGGAGCGAAAUGUAGAGCAAUGA
Messenger RNA from Papaver somniferum (opium poppy), 597 nucleotides. Its product is annotated as cytochrome P450 CYP82D47-like. The record is from RefSeq and is a predicted model, not a curated record. Gene Ontology annotation, biological process: defense response to other organism. Gene Ontology annotation, molecular function: oxidoreductase activity, acting on paired donors, with incorporation or reduction of molecular oxygen; heme binding; monooxygenase activity. The transcript has 2 exons. NCBI's taxonomy places the organism in Eukaryota, Viridiplantae, Streptophyta, Magnoliopsida, Ranunculales, Papaveraceae. The coding region runs from base 1 to 597 and encodes 198 amino acids.